Hyphopichia burtonii NRRL Y-1933 is the source of this 1401-nucleotide messenger RNA. It is a transcript of the gene HGT20, whose product is annotated as Hgt20p. Gene Ontology annotation, biological process: monosaccharide transmembrane transport. The record is from RefSeq and is a predicted model, not a curated record. Gene Ontology annotation, cellular component: membrane. NCBI's taxonomy places the organism in Eukaryota, Fungi, Ascomycota, Pichiomycetes, Serinales, Debaryomycetaceae. The coding region runs from base 1 to 1401 and encodes 466 amino acids. The transcript has a single exon. Gene Ontology annotation, molecular function: hexose transmembrane transporter activity.
AUGGAGGAACGUGAAGUAAGACAUUCGGUUACACCAAGGCUAGCUUGGUCUACAGUCAUAGCAUGUCUAGGAACAUUUCAAUUUGGGUUCCAUUUAUCAGUGAUGAACGCACCCCAGAAAUAUAUAACGUGCCAAUAUGAAGACCUCGAGUAUUGGCUGCUGGUAUAUGAAAAGACUGUAUGGGAGAAAUUUGGUUUUCCCCAGUGUAAAGAAGCUUCGACUACGCAAGUUGCAAUGAUCACGGCAUGCUUUACCAUUGGAGGGCUAUUAUCGCUGAUUUUUCUAGGAGUAUUUGGGGUUGCCCAUAGCCAUGGCCGUAAGAAGAUUGCCCUGGUUACUUCGGUGUUAUUCAUGAUUGGAUGUUUGUCAAUAGCCAUGAGUACUAAUUUACUAGUUAUAGAUGUUGGACGAUUAUUGACUGGGAUUGCUGCCGGAGGAUCGGUUAUUGCCAAUCCAAUUUGGAUUCUGGAGCUAACCCCCAAUAACCACCGGGGGUUAUUAGGAAGCUUAGUUCAAUUGGCGGUUGCAAUUGGGAUCUUGAGUGCUCAAGUGGUAUCGAUUUUUUGGGCAAAUCCUAUCCAAUGGAGGAUGGUGUUCGUAUUUGGUGCUGGUAUUGCAUUAAUUCAAGGAAUUGCGUUGGUCAGCAGUAUUGAAUCACCCAAAUGGCUAGUGAUCCAUAAAGGAGAUUUACCGCAGGCUACUGAAAUCAUGAGUUCCAUUAGAAGUGAAACCCAUACAAUUGACCUGGAAAUUAGCUCCUGGAUGGAAGAUGAGCCAAACGAAUCAACCCGACUUAUUAAAACCCAACCGGUGACUAUGACUGAUUUUCUUUGCAAACAAAAACUCCGUAAGGAAAUGUUUAGUGUAUUGGUCCUUUUAACUGGCCAACAACUCUGUGGAAUGAACGCAAUCACUUUUUACGGUGUUUCAAUUCUUACCCUGCAUGCCUCGUUCAAUGUUCUAUACAUCACCACCAGUUUGGCUGCUUGCAAUGCCUUGGUUCUGUUACUUAUAUCUCCUCUAGUGGAUAGACUUGGCCGGAAACCAUUAUUGAUUGCAUCUUUGGCUGUAAUGAGCUUGAGUGCCAUGCUAAUGGCCUGGUCCAUCACAUCCAAUCGAGAUAUCAUCAUUGGCCUAGCCUGUUUCAGCUUUGUGACGGGUUAUUCUAUUGGAAUCGGCCCAUUACCCUUUAUGAUGAUACCUGAAUUGACCAGCGUAGACACCGUUGGUGUUGCCCAACUGUUUGGCUCUGCAAGCAAUUGGUUGGCCAACAUCUUGGUGGCUUUCUUGGUCCCGCUUGGUCAAAAAUACUACGGAAGCGAAGCUUGUUUCGCAGCCUUUGCCAUCAUUUGUAUCAUCUACUUGUUGACAGUUCUACAAAUUGGCAGCCAUUGGCCGUAG